Penicillium atrosanguineum is the source of this 1392-nucleotide messenger RNA. RefSeq names its product MFS transporter. NCBI's taxonomy places the organism in Eukaryota, Fungi, Ascomycota, Eurotiomycetes, Eurotiales, Aspergillaceae. Gene Ontology annotation, biological process: transmembrane transport. The record is from RefSeq and is a predicted model, not a curated record. The transcript is spliced from 6 exons. The annotation marks the transcript as partial. Gene Ontology annotation, molecular function: transmembrane transporter activity.
GGGCGGCGCCCUUAUUUGCUCGAGAUGCGCUCGUCGCAAAAGUUCAUUGUCGCGACUAUCUCGCUGUCGAUGUUUACGGACACUUUUCUCUACGGAAUGAUUAUACCCUUAAUGCCGACUGCCUUAAUCACUCGCACCAGUAUACCCUUCGAAGACCGUGAAUUUUUUAACAGUAUUUUGCUCGUUUCUGAAGCCGCAGCCAGUGUCGUUUGCGCCCCAGUCUUUGGGUACCUCCUUGACCGGUCGGAGACACGUCGGAAACUAUAUAUCCUCGGGUUAUUGCUGUUGUUGGUUUCAAUGGCUUUACUCACAUAUGCGUUCUCAAUUGCCUGCUACAUAGCAGCACGAAUACUCCAGGGUGCCGCUACGGCUAUGGUCGCAGUAGCUGGAUUUAGCAUUGUUACCGAUACGAUUCAAAAGGCUCAUCUGGGCUAUAUGCUUGGCUAUAUUGAUGUCGGCCUUACAUUGGGAUUUGCCUCGGGCCCAUUGCUAGGCGGGCUCAUAUACCAUGCCGCUGGAUAUUAUACGGUGUGUGGAGUUGCUUUCGGCCUGAUUGGCAUUGAUCUCGUGUUGCGUCUGGCAGUCAUUGAGAAAAAGACUGCGAUGUAUUGGCUUGAGCCGGAGGAAAACGAAAGGAUGCCUGAACCUGUUAUUCCAACACCUUGCUUGCACUAUGACGCAAUCCAGAAGAGCAAUGAAUCCCUGAAAUCAAAACGUGGAAUGUUUGCAUUUUGGACGCUUCUUCAGCAGCCACGAAUUUUGAUCACUACAUGGACAUUUAUCCUACAAUCGCUUUUCAAUUCUGCGUUGGACUCAACACUUCCCAUUUUUGUAAUGGAUAGAUUUCAUUGGGAUACUGCCGGUGCUGGGAUGAUAUUCCUUCCAAUGGUUGCCACGGUCUUAUUGCAGCCAUUUUGCGGGUUUCUUUCCGAUCGACUCGGCGCCCGUAUGGUUGCGACAACGGGGUUCAUACUCAUCGUCCCAUCGUUGAUAUGUCUUCGGUUCGUGGAGAUGAACACAAUGCAGGACAAAACCCUCCUUUGCGUUCUACUCGCACUCUUCGGUACAUUCAACAAUGGAAUCUCACCUUGUCUCUUAGUGGAGACGCAACAGGUGGUCGAUGAGCUGGAGGAGGAAACCCCUGGAGUCUUUGGUGAUAACGGAGCCACAGCGCAGGCCUUCAGUCUUCAGCAAAUGGCUCAAUUUACUGGAAUGGUGAUUGGCCCGAUGAUAGGAGGGUUUAUUGACCACCGUUAUGGGUGGAAAAUGAUGAACUUGUGUCUUGGCACACUGUCUGCAAUCACGGCUGUCUUGACACUUCAGCUCUCAGGGCCCGAGCCAAAUGGGGAUCCAGAAGAGGAUUAUCAGGAACAGGAACCACUCCUGAGGUAA